AUGGCCGACAAACUCCUAGACCUCCACAUCCCCUCCCGCCCCGCCGUCCUCGACAGCGUCCGCCUUGGCAGCAUCGAGCUCCCGCUCCCCGCCGCCCCAGAUCCAUGGCACCGCCCAGAGAAAAAGCAGCCCUGCACCGCAACCCUCAAGCUCUCGUACUCGUCCGCCGUGGCGGCGGCGGCCGCCGAUGACGUGUCGCUCUCGCUGGACUACGGCAAGCUGUUCCGGCGCCUCGAGAGCGACGUCCGCAACAUGGCGCUGCAGCAGCAGCACGCGCUCCAGCGCAUCAUCAGCGUGGAGGGCACGCGGCGCGAGGAUAUGCGCGCCAGUGCGCUGGGCGAGGAUCCGCGCGUGACCGCUGCUAUUGUUGCGAAUUGUGGGCUGGGGUUGCUGGAUGAGACGGCUGCUGGGGUGCGGCGGAUGGCUCAUACCCACCAGAGUCCGCGGUCUAGCUUCUCUGGUGCUAGUACUGGUGCUGGUGCUGCUUGGGUUAACUCGGCUCCCAUUGCUGCGGACUACGGCCAGUGCGAGGUUGAGCUGCACCUGCCCAAGGCGCUACUGCGCGCUGAUGGCGGGCUGCUUUAUCGCUGUGUCACUGUGUGGGGGUAUCACCAGCGGGCUCGCUCUGCGGAAGCGGAGGCGAUUGACUCGGCGGUGCGGUGCCCUGUUGUUUUGGAGGAGGAGUUCCGCAUCGACGGGAUUCGCUGCUACUGCAUCCUCGGCGUCAACUCGCAUGAGCGCGUUGAGAAGCAGGCUGUGGUUAUCUCGCUUGAGUUUAAGGGUCCGGGACAGCUGGCUUGGGGGUCGACUGUGGUUGAUACCUAUCAGACUAUGACGCGGGCUGUGGCAGAGAAAGUCGAGGAGACCUCGUUCCAGACUGUCGAGGCGCUGGCGACGUUUGUGGCUCGCAUUGUGACGGUGGACUUUGGUAACGAGCGCGUCACGGUCCUCGUGGAGAAGCCCAGUGCCCUGGCAUUUGUUCAGCGAUCUGGCGUUGAGAUUACUCGAUCGCAGGAGUUUUUCAAGAACCAUGAUGUUCCGCGGCGGUGA
This is a messenger RNA of Penicillium alfredii, 1050 nucleotides long. Its product is annotated as dihydroneopterin aldolase. Lineage: Eukaryota; Fungi; Ascomycota; Eurotiomycetes; Eurotiales; Aspergillaceae. The record is from RefSeq and is a predicted model, not a curated record. Gene Ontology annotation, biological process: folic acid-containing compound metabolic process. Gene Ontology annotation, cellular component: cytoplasm. The coding region runs from base 1 to 1050 and encodes 349 amino acids. Gene Ontology annotation, molecular function: dihydroneopterin aldolase activity. The transcript is spliced from 2 exons.